AUGAAUUAUGGUGGUGAGCAACAGCAACAAAAUAUAUCUGGUCAAUAUGUUAUGCAACGAGUACCUCAAAGAAUAGCCCCAAUGGCACAAAAUGUUCCUACUCAACAACGUCCACAAGGUCAAGUUAUUAAUAAUCAAUCACAAAUGGUUAAUCAAACAGUUAUUGGAAAUGGUCAAAGACAACCUAUUCAGAUGGGACAAGGUGUUCCACAAGGAUAUUAUAUGCAAAUACAACAAAAUGAACCAAUGCAAAUUGGUAAUCAAGAAAGAAGACAAGUUCCAGUUCAGUUUGAUCAGCGACAAAAUCUUAUGAGACAAAGAAUGGCCAAUAAUCCAGGAGCGCAGAUGAUGCAACAACAACAAGCGCAACAAAUUAGGAUGAGGACAAAUAUUAAUACGGGUGUUAAUCAACCACAAAUUGUUUAUUUACAACAAGGUCCUGGAUCUGUUCCAACACAGAUUUCAAAUACCAAUUCUAAUGCUCCAAUUCAGUUACAACGUAUUUCUUCUGCUCAUUAUCAACAAGCUAAUCAAUCUUCAGGUAGUCCAAUGAACAUUCAACAACAAACAAAUUAUCACAAUACUGGGCAAAAUUUAAGUCAAUCACCUCCAAGAGGACAAGUAUCAGUAAUGUAUAAUACAACAACUUCUGGACCAUCAUCUCAAUAUAACUCGGCACUUCAGGCUGAAUUAAGAGGUACAACAAAUAAUUCACAAUUUCAACAUAAAAUACCUCAUCAAAAUAUAAUGACCGGAGUUCAACAACAUGUUCAAAAUAUUCCACAAUUACAAAAAGAACCUGAAGCUGAUAGAGAAAAUCCAGAAUAUAUAGAAUGUUUAAAUUACAUUAAACAAUCAGAAAGAAAACUUCGUAUUCUUGUGGAAAGAAUUCGUUUUGAUGGAGGAAAUGAUCAACUUCUUAAUAAUAUUGAAAAAAUUCUUGAUAUAUUAGAAGGUAAAAAAACUGUUACACUACAGUUUCUGGGGAAAUUAAGAAAAACUGUCGAAAAUUUAAUUGAAAAAUUUGAUAUUUGUAAAAAUAUGAUAAAAACUUCAACAAUGGUUGCUGAAGAUGCAGAUAAAUUUAGAUCAUUUACCAUUCCUCAUUUUGAUCCAUCUCAUAAAUUGAAAAAGUUUUAUACUAGAAUACCUGAUGAAUUAAAAAAUAUUGUACCAGAUAAUGAUCCUACUCCAUAUUAUUUGAGAAAAAAAUUUCAACAUCCAAUGGAAGGUAUUGAAGAAGGGGGAGUGAUAAAUACUACUAAUAAUUUAUGUGAAAAAGACAAUGAAAGAGAAUUAGAUGAAUAUUCUAAAUUAAUUAUUGAUGAAAAUGGUAAAGAGAGAUUAGUUGUAUUGUGUGAUAAUGGUAGAACAAUUACAAUAUCUAAUGAAGCAACAAAAGAAUUAAAUGAAUUAGGAAAUUUUGAAGUUGAUAAGGAAGCUAUACCAAUUUCUGAUCAUUGUCGUGAAGUUAGAAUAAAAAUUACAGGUUCUAACUCAUCAAACGCAUUUCCUUUAUAUUUAAUUAUUCCUGUUGAUUAUCCAGAAACAUUAUGUACAAUUUAUUAUCCUUUUGAAAGUCCAAAUUAUCGUAAUAGGUAUAUGGAAAAUAUCAAAAGAAAUAUGGAAUUUAAUCUGGCAAGAAAUUCUUGCCCACGAACAAUAACAGAAAUUGCUUCACGAUGGAGUACAGAAGUUAACAAUUGUUUUGUUCAUGAUUGGUCAUUUAAUGGACCUACACAAAAUUCAGUUGGAUGA
Strongyloides ratti is the source of this 1758-nucleotide messenger RNA. RefSeq lists its product as hypothetical. The transcript is spliced from 2 exons. NCBI's taxonomy places the organism in Eukaryota, Metazoa, Nematoda, Chromadorea, Rhabditida, Strongyloididae. The record is from RefSeq and is a predicted model, not a curated record. The coding region runs from base 1 to 1758 and encodes 585 amino acids.